This is a messenger RNA of Cuscuta campestris, 4211 nucleotides long. Lineage: Eukaryota; Viridiplantae; Streptophyta; Magnoliopsida; Solanales; Convolvulaceae. The record is from the annotation of a GenBank genome assembly.
CAUCAAGAAGAUUGAAAACUAUGCAAAGGCCAUCAAUAUGCUAUAUUGCGCGGUCAACCCCGAUGACUACUGAAAGAUCUCCUGUUGCACAACCGCCAAGGAGAUGUGGGACAAGCUUGAAGUGACGUACGAAGGUACCGAUCAAGUUCGCGAAGCCAAGAUCGAUUUUCUCACCCAAGAGUACAAAAUGUUCCGGAUGAAAGAAGGUGAGAAAAUUGAUGACAUGUUCGACCGUUUUUCAAAGAUCAUCAACGACCUUCAUGCUCUCAAAAAGACUUACACCAAAUGGAGGUCAAAAGCCGAUGCAAUCUAUGAAUCCAUUGGAGUCUCCAACGUCACCAUCGACGGGCUAAGAGGUAACCUUAAAACCUAUGAAUCUUUUAUUCUAACCCCGUCUUUGGAUGAACAAAAGAAAAAGGGGAUAGCUCUCAAAGCCACCAAGGAACCGGUGGAAGAGGCUUCAAGCGAUGACGACAAUGAAUUUGGGCUCGUCAUCAAGAAGUUCCACAAGUUCAUGAAGAAGGAAUUUGAGCGGAAGGGAAGGAAGCACGAUGGUCCUCCCAAGUGCUACGGCUGUGGCGAGAUUGGACACAUCAAGCCAAGGUGUCCAAAGGCCAAACACGGCAAGGAUAAGCCUGGCUUCAAGAAGCAAAGGGCCUACAUCUCUUGGGGUGGCGAUUCCGGCGACGAAUCAACUGACCAAGAGGAGGACGAAGCUGCAAAUCUCUGCCUCAUGGCGCACGAAGAUCAAAGCGACGACGUCCAAGAGUGCUGUGUGCUUCACGAAGCAGGCGUUCUCUCACCUCCCCCGCUGGCACAACCAUACGCUCCCGAUAGUACAAGAUACCAUCUCGAACUGCAAAAUCCGGCUUCUCUCCUCGGGAGACGAGCCCAACGGUCUCGAUACAGAAAUCAUCACUGCUCUGGGCUGAAGCUAUCUGCUGCUGUAAUGAAGCCUGGCCACUGGAAGUCAGCGUGCCCGUACCCAAAAGUGGAGAAGUACGGAGAAAGAGAAAGGAUCGAGAAGAAAAAGAAGGCAAUGGUUGCUGCUGAAAGUGACGAGUCAUCCAGCUCAAGCUCGGAUGAAGAAGCUCUCAUCUGCAUAGAGCGCAGAAUUGAAAAGUCCAACCAUGAGGAUAGGUGGACUAUGUCAGAAGAUGACACUCUCUGCCUAAUGGCCAAAGAUGAUGCUGAUCAAGAGUUCAAAAAGAUGAUGAAAGACUUUGAGGAGAUAAAUCUCAAACAUUCUUCCUUAACAGAGGAGAACAAACUAUUGAGUGAAGAGAAUCUCAAGUUGACUGAAGACAGUGGCUGUUCAAGACACAUGACGGGUGAUGCGAGCCUUUUGAGCAAUCUAAUUCCCUAUGAUGGUCCAAGAGUUACUUUUGGAGGAAGCAAUGAUUUUGGCCUUACCAAAGGGCUAGGAAAUCUGGUGUACAAGAGACUAACUAUCCAAGCUGUAUCUUAUGUUGAAGGUCUCAAUUACAACCUUCUUAGCAUAAGUCAGUUUUGUGAUAAAGGUUACUCCUUGGAAUUCUGCAAGGACACGGCAUCUCUCAAGAACAUCUCCACAAAUGAAGUCAUUCUCACUGGGAAGAGAAUCAGAAACAUCUAUGAAGUUGUCGGAGCAAAUGUCCACUUCCAGAAGUUAGAAGCCAAGUGCUCCUCACCAACAUUCUUCCAAAGCUAUCUGCAAAUGAUAGCCGCUCAAGAACUCUCCGAAUUUCUUCAAAUGGAGAUUCGCCUCAAAUUCGAGGAAGAAGUUCUCGAAUUCUACAAAAAUGGAGAAAUCAAAACUGCCCAUUCAAAGAAGGACCCACAGAGGACGUUUCCAGUCAUCAAGUCCACUGUUGGAGGUACAAAAGUAAAGCUUUCGCAGAAGAAAUUGGGAGAAAAGCUUCGCCUUCCCAAUUCUGGAGUUGAAGUUGGGAAAUUUCCAGUCAAAAAUCUGGACUGGAACAUCAUUGGAAUUUCUGGGCGAACUCUUUCUGGCCCUGCGAAGAAAGGAGAUCUAAACAACGAUUAUAAGUUGGUUUUGGAACUGGUUAUCGCUUGCCUCGAGUGUGGAAGUGGAGGUCAUGCCGAUGACAUCACCCAGGAGAGAGCCUUCAUUAUCAACUCUCUCAUUACCAAAACUAAGGUAAACUGGGCUGCAAACUUUUUCAAUUGCAUCUCAAAGCACUUGGGAAAGCCCAACCAGAAAUAUCUCUGUCAAGGACUAUGCCUUGGACAUAUUUUGGGAUCUAUGGGGAUUGCUUCUAAAGGAAAGAAGUAUGAAGAAAGAUACUGGCUAUAUUAUCUGUCUACAAAAGGGGAAAACAGAGCUGGCACUAGUGCCACUGCAGAAGAAAGCUCUUCAGAUAACAUCCCACUCAUCCAUAUGACGAAGACUACCAAAAGGAAGAAAGUGGUGUCUCCCUCUAUUGAAGCACCACAGAAUCUUGCUCCAAUAAAACUUGAAGAAGAGGAAGAAUCCUCUGACCAAGGAGAACUUCAAAGGAAGAAGAAGAGGAAGAUCAACUCCCCCUCAACAUCUGGAAAUGUCAAUCCGGAUGAGUUGAAGGAAAAGGAACCUGCUGAGGAAACAUCUGCUCAUAACCAGAGCCCUCAACAAUUUGAAGAAGAAAUUCCUCAAGUCCAAAGCCUUCCAACCUCAUCUCAGCAUCAAACAGAUGAUGCAGAUAACCAAUUCUGGCAGCUAUACUAUGAUUGGAAAGCCUGGAAAGUUGGAAAUUCAGCAGAGCAACUGUUGAAUUGGGACCAACAGCUGAAGAAUGAGAAAAUCAUCAAGAAGUUCUUAGGAAUACUAGUCAACCACAACUGUGAACAGAUUUUGGAUGACUACUGGGUAUGGCAAAGAAACCCUGAAGACUUGCAUCUGGAAUACCUGGCCAAUACACCAGUUUCAGACUGUGAAACAAAUGAUGAAGACACUGCAGUCUUCAAGCCAGUCUUCUCAAAAGCUACAGAAGAUCAAGUGGCUCUCACUUCUGAAGCAACAGCUGAGGAUUUCCAAACAUUUCCGGAAACCUCACCUGCAUUUCAGGAAACUUCACAUGCUUCUGAAAUGGUUCUGACUGAAGUUGUUCAAGAAAAGGCAACCCCUCCCUCCCAAGAACAGAACCAGGAAACAGCAGAUGAAGAAGAAUUUCAGCCACUAAUCCAAUCUCAAGUUUUGGAGAUUCUCACCACUCCUUGUGAGAUCUCCAAUCCUACUGAAAUUGAGAUCCCGGAAAAGUCAGCUGAAAUUCCGGAACAGUCAGCUCUUCCAGAAACAAUGGAGCAAGCUGUUGAAGCACAAAGGAAUUCUGGAGAAGCUGCAAAAAAACCUCAAAUGGCAGAACUAGAGGUCUUUGAAACUCAAGUAGCCAUUUUUGAAGAAGAGAAUAGAGCUGAAGAAAGGGACUCCCUCUCUAGGGAUAUAUCAAAUUUUGUGCUUGAAACAGAAGGAGAAUCUGAAAGAACACUGAAGGUUACUGAUGAAGAAGAUGUCCAAGAAGAUGCUGAAUCUCUUCCUAUGCAACUCUUCCAAAGAACACCAUCAUCUCAUCAGGUAACCAACUUUCAUUUCCAUAGCUCUUCCACCCCUGCUCUUCCGAAUGAGAUACCGGAAAUCUGGACAAAUAAGGUCCAAGGGUUGAUUGAAUCAGCCCUAGCAUCUCAACAUGCCUCCUUUAGGCAAGAGAUAGAACAAAUGGAAGUCAGGGACACCCAGCUAAUAGAGAAAUCUGAAGGAAAACAUAGCGCAGAUCUCAAAGAAAUAAGCAAAUCAGUGCAGAAGACUCUGGAGAUUAUCUCUCUAUUGAGUGAAACUGUAAGCAACACGAUGGAAAUUUAUGCCUCUGACAGUCAGCUUCAUCUCAAAGAGAUCAACAAAGUCAAAGAGCAAAUAGCGAGUGUCACAAUUAGUCUCCAAAAACAGAUGUCCCUUCUCCAAAUGGACAUCAGAUCAGCCCUAGCAGUAGCUUCUGCAAAUCAGCAAAGAAAUCCGGAAAACUCAGCACAACUUCUAUCCAGCUCAGGACUGGAUGGAACAGAAGUUAUAGGUACAGUUGUUGACCAAUUCUCAAAUGAUGCUCAAUCAGAAGAAAGACGUGAAAAUUUAAGACGCAUUAAAGAACUGUGUGGGAACAUGAAGGGCAUCAGUGAAGUUGCCGGAUCUUCAAAGCGCAAGAGAAACUGAAGGUUCUUUACAUCAAAAUAGGGGGAAA